AUGGACGCGAUCAAAAAGAAGAUGCAGGCGAUGAAGCUGGAGAAGGACAACGCACUUGACCGCGCUGCCAUGUGCGAGCAGGAGGCCAAGGAUGCCAACCUUCGUGCUGAGAAGGCAGAGGAAGAGGCCAGACAGCUCCAGAAGAAGAUCCAGACGAUUGAGAAUGAGCUCGACCAGACACAGGAGGCCCUUAUGCAGGUCAACGGCAAACUUGAGGAGAAGGAGAAGGCAUUACAGACCCUUUAUAAUCUUCAAUAG
This is a messenger RNA of Pieris macdunnoughi, 258 nucleotides long. The record is from the annotation of a GenBank genome assembly. Lineage: Eukaryota; Metazoa; Arthropoda; Insecta; Lepidoptera; Pieridae.